This is a messenger RNA of Cajanus cajan (pigeon pea), 362 nucleotides long. The record is from RefSeq and is a predicted model, not a curated record. Lineage: Eukaryota; Viridiplantae; Streptophyta; Magnoliopsida; Fabales; Fabaceae.
GUCUCGCAACCCUUGGUGCUGGUCCACUUCCUGACCCGAACUUUGAAAGCUUCUUAUCACAUGCACAGGAUGGGACAAUUUAUGUGUCUGAGAAUCUUUUAAUUUUUAUAUCUGCUGCAGUUGCUCUAGAUUACUGUUUAAAGGCGAGGCUUUUGAGGCCUUUUCCAAUUGACUGAUCAUAGCUUAAAUACGAAUUAAUUUUAACAAUUAUCACAGCUUAAAUGGACAAUGAUCAAUGUGUUGCUAUUGUUUCAAUUUACCCAUAGUCCAUCAAUUAUUCAAUUCUAUCCAAAAAUUCAGUGAUAGUCUGUACUAAAAUGUCUUCCACUUAGAUGCGAAUAUUUUAUCGUUUGUGUUGUUAA